Messenger RNA from Grosmannia clavigera kw1407, 519 nucleotides. RefSeq lists its product as uncharacterized. The transcript has a single exon. The record is from RefSeq and is a predicted model, not a curated record. The coding region runs from base 1 to 519 and encodes 172 amino acids. Lineage: Eukaryota; Fungi; Ascomycota; Sordariomycetes; Ophiostomatales; Ophiostomataceae.
AUGGAAAAAGGAAACGGCCCAUCACGCGAGCGUGCUGUCUACUUUCUCCGGAAAGAGCAGCCCUCGGUCAAUCUCGCCUUGCCACCGGUCGGUUGGCACAGCACCGUGGUGCAGCCUUGGCAGAUGACCACCGUCUGUGCGUGCGAGAAGACGGUCGUGAUGGUGAAGCAGCCGGGGCACUUGACGUCCAUGAAGAAGGAGCGGGGGGUGGGCACCAGGGUCUGUCGUCGUGAGUCAGUAUCGAGGCGCAUCGCACGGCAGCCAGGAUCGCUUGUCGGUGCAUACCUUGAGCUUGUGCUUCUUGGCCUCAGCAGCAGCGCUGGGGUUGAGCAGAUCGACGGCCAAAGUCUGAAGAGCAAAAAGAGUCAGCACGUCAUUCCUGUGGCAGGCCGUGACAAUGAUAUCGAGAUCCGCCAGCUUGUCAUCCCCCCGGCUGCCCCGUCGCCCUCCAUGCGCUCCUUGGCAUUCUGCAGCAGCGGAGAGCGUGCGAACAGGCUCCUGUCUCCUCCCCCCCUCUAG